AUGCUGCUCCCGCUCCGAGCACACCAUCCUGCUCGGUCGCUGUGCCGUCCGCUUACUAACAAGGCUCGGGACCGACCCAGCGGCCUCCUCUUAAGGUCUCGCGUUCCGUUACGGCUCCCCGUUACUAGUGCCGUCCCUGCUGGUGCACAGAGUAGUAUCUACGCCAGACGCUUCGCUACAACCCCGACUGCCAGGAUGUCGCUGCCCUCCAAGAUCUCUGCGAUCGGUAUCAACAAGACGGGCGACUUCGACGUCAUCGAGAAGCUCGAGCUGCCUUUUCCGCAGAACGCCCCCGGGAACGUCCUCAUCAAGGUCCAGUACGGAGGUGUCAACUUCAUAGACACCUACUUCCGGAAGGGCCUCUACCCGAUCUCCCAGUUCCCCCAAGCAUUGGGACGGGAGGCCGCCGGCGAGGUCAUCGCCCUCCCCACAGAUGAAAGCGUACUCAGCAACGAGGAGUACAAGCUGCGUGGCUUGAAGGUCGGCGCCAGGGUCGCUGCCAACACGCUCGGCGCGUUCUCAGAGUACGUCAGCGUCCCCUGGAACAAGGUGUACGCGCUCCCAGAACACCUCUCGACACGCGUCGCCGCGGCCUCGCUCCUCCAGGGCGCGACCGCGCUCACGUUCGUGACGGAGGCGUACAACGUCCAGAAGGGCGACGUCGUCCUCGUGCACACCGUCGCCGGCGGCCUCGGCCUCAUCUUCGCCCAGCUGAUCAAGGCGCGCGGCGCGACCGUCAUCGGCACGACGAGCACCCCCGAGAAGGCGGCGCUCGCGAAGGCCCACGGCGCGGACCACGUCAUCCUCUACACCAAGGAGGACCUCGUCCAGCGCGUGCUCGAGCUGACGAACGGCGAGGGCGUGCACGCCAUCUUCGAUGGUGUCGGGAAAGACACCUUCGAGGCGGACCUGAAGGUCAUCCGGAGGAAGGGCACGCUCGUCUCCGUCGGAAACGCCUCUGGGGCGGUGCCGCCCUUCCCGCCGCUCAGACUCGUCGAGAAGAACGUGAAACUGCUCCGCCCAACCCUGGAUAACUACAUCUACACCCCCGAGGAAGGCCGCACGUACGUCACCGAGCUCUUCAAGCUGAUCGAGAACGGCACUGUCAAGAUCAACAUCCACGGUGACUACCCCUUCACCGCCGAAGGCGUGCAGCAGUCGCAGAAAGACCUCACUGGGGGCAAGACGACUGGCAAGUUGCUUAUCAAGAUCUCGGACGCGUAG
This is a messenger RNA of Dichomitus squalens LYAD-421 SS1, 1224 nucleotides long. RefSeq names its product NAD(P)-binding protein. Gene Ontology annotation, cellular component: cytoplasm. The transcript is spliced from 7 exons. Gene Ontology annotation, biological process: cellular response to oxidative stress. The record is from RefSeq and is a predicted model, not a curated record. NCBI's taxonomy places the organism in Eukaryota, Fungi, Basidiomycota, Agaricomycetes, Polyporales, Polyporaceae. Gene Ontology annotation, molecular function: quinone reductase (NADPH) activity. The coding region runs from base 1 to 1224 and encodes 407 amino acids.